CGUGAGCUACACAUCGGUUUUUUUACUACUCCCUCCUCCACUAGCACAAUCUACCCGAGGAGAAUAUUUAUUUAAAUUUUUUUGGUGGCUAUUUUUUCAAGUCACCUGCAGCAGAGUUGCAUUCGCCAUCCUCCUUGUGUCGCCCUAGGUCCCAACACACACCUCAACUACCGCACACAGCCCGGGAAUAAAUACACUCGCAGCGCGCGGUAUAUUUUAUUUAUUUCGUCGGACAAGGAAAUGCAGAUGCCGCAGCCAUUCGCUGUUUUGGCCGUGGCGGCCAUCCUCGUCUUGGGCAUUGCCGAAUCGGCUCGUCCCAGGCAGGUCUACCUCGAUCAGAUCAUGAUGGAGAGUAGCCAAGGGCCGUCGGAAGUCGUCGUUCCCGCACCAGCACUCAAUCAAGAAAUGCAAGCCCUUCGCGAUCGAUUCAUGAAGGCCCGCUCACGAUUCGGACAGCGACAAACCACCACCGACGUCAGCGAUGCGGCCGAAGAAGAAGAAACAACUGUCGGCAAGGUCGUCGAAUUGGCUCCAAUCAGCGAUUCGUCUUCCACCACGUCGACUUUGACUUUGGAUGAUGAAGAAAUCCCCAAAGAGAUCGUCAAGGAAGAAACUGUUUCAGAAGGCCCAGCCGCUCCAGUAGGCGAUGAGGAGCCCACCCCAGUAGCUGCUGCUGCUGCUGAGGAACCCGUUCCAGUAGCUGAUGAGGAACCUGCUCCAGUUGCUGAUGAAGAAACCGCCGCCGCAGUAGCCGAGGCCCAAACGGACGUCAAAACUGAGGAUGAACUUGUUCCGGAAGGCCGAUCGGAAGAUGAGAAACUGGAAGCUGAUGAAGAAGAAUCUGAAGAUGAAGAAGAAGAAGAAGGCGAAGACGAAAUUGAUCGUUCCGACGAUGGCACCACUGAGGAAGAAGGAGAAGAAGAAGAAGUUGAAGAAACUGAAGCCGAGGAACGAUCUGACGUUGUUGCUGGAGAAACGGAAAAAGAUUUGACGACCCGAAUUGAUGGUGACGACAUUGGAGCUGUUGGUGAUGGAUCGAUGGAGAGUGAAGCCCGCGCCUUCCAGCGCCGUCUUCUCGAUUUGAUGGUCAGCGAAGCCAAAGAAGUGCUGAUGGCCGCCAUGCCUGACCGCUCCGCCAUGGAGACCUUCCGCUUUAUGCCGCUGUUCAAGCCCAAGUACAAGAGUAGCAAGCAGUCGUACGACCGUCCAGCCAAGGUGAAGAAGCACAAGCCCUACAAGAAGGCCAAGAAACCCAAGAAGAACAAGAAGGUCAAGAAGCCCAAGGGUUACAAGAAGAAGAAGCCCGCAUACGCUGCACCCACUUAUGCUGCUCCAUCGGCUCCGGCUUACAACAACCCACCCGCAUACAGCCCACCAUCCUAUAACGCUCCUGCGGCUCCUGCUUAUAGCGCUCCUGCAGCUCCUGCCUACAGUGCCCCAUCUUACAACCCACCUGCUCCAGCCUACAGCCCACCUGCUCCGGCUUACAGCCCACCCGCUCAGGCUUACAGCGCUCCAGUCCACAAACCCAAACCAACUUACGGCGCUCCUACUCCAGCUUACUCGGCUCCCUCUUACGAAGCACCCAAAGCUCCUGCUUAUGAAGCUCCCGCACCUUCCUACGAAGCUCCUAAACCAGCUUACGAGUCUCCUAAACCCGCUUACGGCGCUCCUAAACCGCACAAGCCAAAGUCGAGCUACAAAGUUCCAAAGGCGAAACCAGUUCACCAUCCCAAACCUUCUUAUGGAGCUCCUACUCCGACUUACUCCGCGCCAUCUUACUCGCCGCCAUCACCUCCGGCUUACGCACCACCAGCUCCUCAAUCUUAUGCUCCGCCAUCUACCCCGGCUUAUUCACCACCAUCCCAGCCGUCGUAUUCUCCUCCAUCGCCUCCCGCUUAUUCGCCUCCGGCCCAGCCAUCGUAUAAUCCUCCAUCGCCGCCACCAUAUUCGCCACCUUCUCCUCCCGCUUACUCGCCGCCUUCCCAGCCGUCGUAUUCUCCUCCAUCACCACCGGCUUAUUCGCCACCUUCCGAGCCAUCGUACCCAGCUCCAUCUUCACCAUCAUACGAGCCUCCCGCGUACGAACCACCUUCAUUCUCGCCACCCAAUUUCGAUUUACCUUCCUACGAUUCACCUUCAUACGAUCCUCCAUCAUAUUCUCCUCCGUCCGAGCCGUCGUACCCAUCGCCGCCAACUUACUCGCCAUCUUCCGAGCCAUCUUAUCCGACUCCAUCGCCUCCGUCUUAUGAAGCGCCAUCCUAUUCGCCACCCACCGAGCCUCAACAGUACGUUCCUCCAGCUUCGCCAUCCUACGAGCCCAAGUACCCAGUUCGCGAUCAAUCCAAUUCCGGCGGAUACAACAGUUUCGGUUCCGGAUUCCCUGGAGCUCCCGUUCCAUCUGAUCCAUUCGCGUUGAGCUUCGAACCCGAUCAGUAUUCUUUCGAUCCGGCCAGCCAGAUUGCCAACCGCCCAUCCGAGCCCGAAUGGAUUCCUCCACCAAACUUUGGCGAUCACGACGAUCAACCCGGAGAACAGGCUGCCCCCAGCAUUCAAGAUAAUGUCCCGACUAAAAACACGUACCAGCAACCCAGUUACACGGUUCCAUUCAAGGCCCCCAAUAACUACGUCCGCCCGCCUCCCAGCUCACCUCGUCCACCUGUGCCCAUUGCCUACAGACCUCGGCCCACUACCAACCCACCUCACCGCCCAGCAGUGCCGACCAACGCGCCAUACAAACGCCCAGCACCAGCGACUCUUCCUCCUUACCAGCGCCCAGCACCUACUAUCCCACCAUACCAACGCCCAGCUCCUCCGCCAUACACCACUGAAGCUCCUCGUCCACCACCAGUGACUACACCAUCGUACAUUGCCCCACCGACCACUCCACUACCAAUUGAACGCCCGGUUACGUAUCCAUCCUAUCCGGCUUUCCCUCCUUACCACAACUACAACCCCAACGAUGAAUUGCCAGUCAAGUUCCAGACCUUUGGCAAACGCCCUCAACAAGUCCAGCCCCAACAGGAGGAAGUGAAUCAGGGUCCCAUUGCCGAUCCCAGCCCAGUCGAACAGCCGGAAUUCGCCCAAGAACAAGAGUUCUCUCAACAGCAACCGGAAUUCACCCAACAACAGCCGGAAUUCCCUCAUCAGGAGCCAGAAAUCCCACAAGAGGAGCCAACAUUCCACCAACAGGAGCCCCCCUUCCCUCAACAGGAGCCCUCAUUCCCUCAACAGGAUGCAUUCCCUCAACAAGAACCAACAUUCCCCCAACAGGAUGCAUUCCCGCAGCAGGAAACAUUCCCCCAACAGGAUGCAUUCCCGCAGCAAGAAACAUUCCCGCAGCAGGAAACUUUCCCCCAACAAGAAACCUUCCCUCAACAAGAACCGGAGCAGCCAUUCCAGCAACAAGUAGAACAGGAUGAAGUGCCAGAAGAAACGCAACAGAUACCCGAAGAGUCGCCGGCCGAUUUCCAGGGCUUCCAGGAGAGCGAGGCACCACCCAGUUUUGGCGAUUUCCCACCGUCUUCCAAUUCGGAUCAAAUGGUUCCAUUUGCGGAUAUUCCCCAAGAAGAGGCCAACAGCGGUUCCCUUGUGAAUAUCGAUCCAGCUCAGACCACUGAUUUCCCAUCUUUCAAUUCGGGAGAACCAGAUGUCGAGCCGGAAGUGUCGCAGGAAGGCCGGUACGCCGAGGAAACACCAUUCAAGAGACCUGCCAGCCGCCGUCGCCCUGGCAACAACCAGAGAUUCAGACCGGAACAGAGAGAUCAAGCCGAGCAGAGAGACCGGACAGCACCCAACGACAAGAUCCAAAUUAGCGACGAUCCGUUCUUCAGCCGCGUCAACAGCGAAGACACUUACGGUCCUUUCGAGUUCAAGAAAAUCUUUGGUGACGCCCCGUGGCCGAGGGAAGACGAAGAGCCUUCCGGGUUCUCUAGCGACUUUGGUGGAAGACCCAACCGACCCAAAAAUAAGCAGCAGUCGAGAGCCAGGACGGGCCCCGCGGCCGGCAAUGGAGAACCCAGCGUUAUCAGGCCUUAUUCAGACAGGUCUUCUUUGGCCAGCAGCAGCGGACAGUCCAGUUUGAACAGACUCCAAUCUCGACAGCGCAGCAACUAUGGCGAACGAAGAAACUCUCCCACAUUUGACUCAACCCAAGAGGAUGUGCAAAAGCCAGGGGCUAAGUCAACGGAUUCGGCGGUUGAAGACCCUGAUCUAGGCAACCAUUCCGCUCCGGUCGAUGCACCAUCAUUUCAACGUCGCCCAUCAUUCCGAAGACCGAAUGCAGCCAACAAACCGAAACCAGUUGAGUCAUCCGAAUCGGCUGCUCCCAAAUUGAACGACGACUCCGGCAGCUCCAACGUCAGCAGCAUCAGCACUUCCGCCACUUCGCUAUCCGAGAGACGUGCAGCAGCCCGUGAACGUAUGCUGGGCAACAGGAGGAUCCAGCAAAAGAGAAUCGCAUCUGCCGAAUGAGACCAACCAAACAACACACAAAACCGAGCUCACACUGGAAUAAUAAUUUCAACCAUACUGUUAUGACAAUUUUUGCUUUAUUUUGUUCUCGCCUGCUUUAAUUAUCUUUUUAUCUUGUUGACUCGAAUUAGUAAUUAUGAUUAUUACCAUCUAUCUCACCUUCCCCCCCAAAAAAACCAAACCCCCAUUAUUAACUAGUUAAUAACGUAAAUUAUAAACGAAUGAGUGUUGUGCGAUGCUCUUUUGAGAAGCUCAGACAGGGGCUGGCCCCCAAUUCUGACAGAUAUUUGAUGGCUUCAAUAAAUUUGGAUGGAGAAAUGUACUUAAAAAA
Daphnia pulicaria is the source of this 4804-nucleotide messenger RNA. RefSeq names its product formin-like protein 20. The transcript has 5 exons. NCBI's taxonomy places the organism in Eukaryota, Metazoa, Arthropoda, Branchiopoda, Diplostraca, Daphniidae. The record is from RefSeq and is a predicted model, not a curated record. The coding region runs from base 241 to 4473 and encodes 1410 amino acids.